AUGAGCCCAGAAGAGGGAAAUCAAACCACCAUCACAGAAUUCAUCCUCCUGGGAUUCGGGACUCUUCCUGAACUGCGGGUCCUGCUCUUCCUGCUGUUUCUCUUGAUCUACACCGCGACUGUGGCCGGGAACAUCCUCAUAAUAACUCUAAUCGUGGCAGAUCGGCACCUCCACACCCCCAUGUACUUCUUCCUGGGGAACUUGUCUUGCCUGGAGACCUGCUACACCUCCACUGUUCUGCCCAGCAUGCUAUCCGGUCUUCUCAGUGAGGACACGGCUAUUUCAUUCAGCGGGUGUCUCACGCAAUAUUAUUUCUUUUGCUCCCUGGUUGCUGCUGAAUGCCUACUCUUGUCAGUGAUGUCUUAUGACCGGUAUGUAGCGAUAUGCAACCCAAUGCACUAUACAACCCGUAUGGGCAGCCGGUUACACCUCCAGCUUGCCGGUGGCUGUUGGACCGGUGGCUUUUUGUGCGGCAUCAUCAUCACAUUGUCUGUAUCCCAGUUAAAUUUCUGCGGCCCCAAUGCAAUCGACCAUUUCUUUUGUGAUCUUGUCCCUCUGAUAAAUCUCUCCUGCAGUGACCCUCAGCUGAUGGAAAUGUUGAUUUUCAUAUUCAGCUUGAUUUUCUCGGUGGCCCCGUUCCUGCUCACCGUGACAUCCUACAUCUGCAUCAUCGCCACCAUCCUGAGGAUCCCUUCCACCAGGGGGCGGCAAAAGGCCUUCUCCACCUGCUCCUCCCACCUCAUCGUGGUGACCAUUUACUAUGGAACGCUGCUCAUUAUUUACAUGUUCCCAACCACCGACCUCCUGAAGGACCUCAAGAAAGUUCUUUCAGUCGUCUACACAGUCCUGACUCCGCUGGUCAAUCCCCUCAUCUACAGCCUUAGAAACAAAGAGGUCAAGGAAGCCCUGAGGAAAGCUUGCAAGUCGUUUGUGUUUGGAUAA
Molecule: messenger RNA, 942 nt
Organism: Pelodiscus sinensis (Chinese soft-shelled turtle)
Lineage: Eukaryota; Metazoa; Chordata; Testudines; Trionychidae
Product: olfactory receptor 5V1-like
Biological process (GO): G protein-coupled receptor signaling pathway
Cellular component (GO): membrane
Molecular function (GO): olfactory receptor activity; G protein-coupled receptor activity
Source: RefSeq, a predicted model, not a curated record